AUGAAAAUUAAGUAUAUCAUUGCAUAAAUUUUAACUUUUACUUAAGUAUUUUCAUAGAUCCCAGGUGCUGAAGUCACUUGCUCUAGCUCGUCUUGCUCGACAUCAUGUCCUGCAGCUGCAGGUUUUACAUGGACUUAAUCAAGAGAUAAUCCUAAUUUAUGCAUAAUAUCAGAUUGCACCAAUUAUAGCGCAACCUCAAAAACAUAAACUGGUUUAAGUGAUUUAUUUUGUUUAAGUUGUUUGAGUUAAACCAAUAAUUCGUAAUAUUCAAACCAAAAUGGUACUUUAUGUGUUAAUACUCCUUCUUCAUGCACAAAUAAUCCUAUAUAAGGUAAUGGUUGGACUGACAGUACUUGUCAAUUAUGCUCUAAUAAAUUAUAUGCAAAUAAUGCAGGAACUACCUGUAUUUAAAUAGACUAAUCAUGUAGCUCAAAUUCCAAAUUAACAGAUACAAUUUGUUUAGCUUGCUUUGGAUCUUCAUUGUAAUAUUCAAAUAAAAGUGGUACAUAAUGUGUUAGUACUCCAUCUUCAUGUACAGCUAGUCCUAUUUCUGGAACUGGCUGGACUGAUACUACAUGCUAAUUAUGUUCUAACAAUUUAUAUGCAAAUGUAGCAGGCACCACUUGUGUUUAAAUUAAUUAAUCAUGUAGCUUAAAUCUGAAUUUAACAGAUACAAUUUGUUUGGCAUGUUAUGGCUCUUCAAAACAAUAUGCAAAUCAAAGUGGUACAUAAUGUGUAAGUACUCCCUCUUCCUGUACAGCUAACCCUAUUUCAGGAGUUGGAUGGACUGACGUUACAUGUUAAUUAUGUUCUUAAAAUUUGUAUGCAAAUGUUGCUGGCAAUACUUGUGUUUAAAUUAGCUAAUCUUGUAGCUUAAAUACUAAUUUAACUAAUGUAAUUUGUUUAGCCUGCUAUGGCUCUUCGUAAUAAUAUACAAAUCAAAGUGGUUCUAUGUGUGUUAAUACUCCUUCUUCAUGUAUUGCCAAUCCUAUUUAGGGAAUUGGUUGGACUGACACUACAUGUUAAUUAUGCUCUUCGAUUUUGUAUGCAAAUAUUGCAGGCACAACAUGUCUUUAAAUUAACUAAUCAUGCAGCUCAAAAUCUAAUUUUACUGAUGCUCUUUGCCUUGCUUGUUAUGGUUCUUCAUAAUAGUUUGCAUCAAGUGAUUAAACGAAGUGCGUUAAAUCAAGUAUCUCUUGUUUUUCUUAAGCAGGAUGGACAGACUCUGAUUGUGCAAUUUGUAGUUCUUUAACACCCUUUGCUAAUUCAAAUGGUACAUAAUGUGUGAAUUCAACUGCUUCGUGUAGUUUGUAGUCAGGAUGGACUGAUUAAAAUUGUAAUAUUUGUAACCCUAGUUUACCUUUUGCUAUUGUAGGCGGUACUGGAUGUGUUGCUUCUUCUUAAUCUUGUGGAUCUAAUUCUGGUUGGAGUGAUAGAGAUUGUUAAUUAUGUUAUGGAUCCAAUUUAUAUUUUGCUUCAGGAGAUGAUACAGCAUGUGUUUAAUCAGGUAUAUCAUGUGCUUCUUUUUCUGGCUGGACUGAUGCAUCUUGUGCAGCAUGUUUUCCUGGUUCUAAAAUACAUGCUACAGUAGAUACAACAAAUUGUGUUGCCUCAACUAUUAAAUGUAAUGCAAAUUAAGGUUGGAGUGAUGCUGAUUGUUUUCUAUGUAAUAUUUAAUUACCUUUUGCUACUGCCGAUAAAAAGAGAUGUGUAGCUUCUUCCUAAUCUUGUAAUUCAACUUCAGGGUGGAGUGACUAUGAUUGCAAUUUAUGUACCCCAUUAAGUCCUUAUGCUAGUUUUGAUGGAACUAAAUGUGUUGCAUCAACUAUUUCAUGUAAUUCUGUAUCAGGAUGGACUAAUAAAAAUUGUUAACUGUGUAAUCCAAUGCUUCCAUAUGCAAUUGCUGAUGGUACAAGUUGUGUAAAAUCUACUAUUUCAUGCGAUUCUACCUCUGGAUGGACAGAUUUUAACUGUAAUUUAUGUUACCCUUCUUAACCUUAUGCAUCUGUAAACGGAAAUAAGUGUGUUGCUUCUUCUUAAUCAUGCAGCUCGACUUCUUUUUGGACAAACUCUGAUUGUGCAUUGUGUAAUCCAAAUAAACCCUAUGCCUCUGGAGAUUUAAAUAGCUGUGUUACUGCUACCUAAUCAUGUGAUUCAACAUCAGGCUGGACUGAUGCUGAUUGUUAAUAAUGUAAUCCUUCAUAACCAUUUGCAACAGCAGAUGGUACAUUCUGUGUCAACUCUACAUAGUCUUGUAAAGCAAAGUCUAAUUGGACUGAUAGUGACUGUUCUCUAUGCAAUCCUUAAAAUCCAUUUGCAAAUUCAAAUCGAACAGGUUGUGUAGAUCCUAUAGUUAAAUGUCUUAAUAGAGAUUCAAAUAAAAUUACAUAAAUUUGGACUGAUAACGACUGUGCAAUUUGCAAUCAAUCUGGCUACAGAGCAAAACUCGAUGGAUCUGGUUGUGUUAACUGCACUGCCACAAAAGGUCUGUCUGACUAUGAGUGUGGUCUCUGUAAUGGCACAGAUGAUGGAGAUAGUUAAUAUGCAAAUGCUCAAGGAGCUUGUGUGCCUGUUAAUUGCUCUUAAAAAAACGGUUGGGUUGAUUAAGAUUGCGAAAUUUGCAAUCCUGAAACUCCAUACGCUUCCAGUGAUAGUGUUUCGUGCUUUAGUGUAACUAAUUCUUUAAUUCUCUCGUUUUAAUUUAUUAUUCUUACCUCCUUAAUUAUAUGA
Messenger RNA from Tetrahymena thermophila SB210, 2730 nucleotides. Its product is annotated as cell surface immobilization antigen. The transcript has a single exon. The record is from RefSeq and is a predicted model, not a curated record. Lineage: Eukaryota; Ciliophora; Oligohymenophorea; Hymenostomatida; Tetrahymenidae.